Messenger RNA from Caenorhabditis briggsae, 1053 nucleotides. Bases 1 to 1053 code for a protein of 350 amino acids. Lineage: Eukaryota; Metazoa; Nematoda; Chromadorea; Rhabditida; Rhabditidae. The record is from RefSeq and is a predicted model, not a curated record. The transcript has 5 exons.
AUGUUCUUCAGAUCUAACGCCAGUCAGAAGCUUCUAGCUGUGGUCUUAAUUCUCUCAGUGAUCGCUUUCCUAACUCAUAUUGAUCAUUUUGUGGCAGAUUUAGAAAAGUUGGAGACUAGUCCAGAGUGUCAAUGUAUAUCUAAAAGAACGGGAAAAUCGCACAACUUUUGUUAUCCGGUGCCGAGGAAUCCCGGAUGGUAUGGAAGGAAAUUCAAUUGUUCGUUUGUAGAAACUUUAGAGAAUUUGAAUCUUCUUGGUGAUUCUGGUAACGUAAUCACCCUCCAAGGAGCCAUUUCCAACAAAGAUGCCUUGGUAUUCGUUUCUGCAACUUCCGAGGAUCAUUUCGGAAUCUGCAUGUGGUCUUAUAAAUCUGUUCGAAAAUAUUAUCCUAACCAUAAAUACGUGCUUUUUGGUCUAAAUAUAAGCGAAAGCUCAAUUGACAAACUCCCGAAGUCGGAUCCUAAUUUUGAGUUCCGAGGAUUCGACGUGACUCUUUAUCCGGAAUAUGUGACGAACUUCAAAAGAAACCAUUUCAAAGGAUUAGUUCUGGCAGAAGCUAUGAGAGACUAUCCGGUUCUUUUGUGGAUAGACGCUUAUAUUAAGAUGAUUGAGCCAAAUGUAAUUGAGGAUUUGUUCGAGGAAAUUUCGGAAAAUCGAAUGUCUAAAAGAUAUUCCGAGUUGAUCUCAUUUGACGUUAAUGGACACAACAAUUAUGCUGUAUUGCAUUCAGGGCUCCUCCACUAUUUCCCAUUUCACUCUUUUGAACUCCUGAAAAACGAGCAUCAACUUGGAUCGGGUAUCAUUUUUGUACCAAGAACAAAUUACAAUAGAAGAAUUAUGAAGUGGUGGGUGUUAUGUUCGCUGACUGAUGAAUGUAUAAACCCACCCGGGUCCAAACACUACCAACCUGUGCUGAACAUUCUACUUCUGAACGACUUCCAAGACUAUCACAAGUAUUACAUGAAGAAAUUAGAGUCAUCGUUCAUUAAGAUGGAUUGGGAGAAACUAAUGAGCAUUGAAGGAUAUUCAUUCGGGUUUUACGAUAUGAUCUGA